Messenger RNA from Diabrotica balteata, 570 nucleotides. The record is from the annotation of a GenBank genome assembly. NCBI's taxonomy places the organism in Eukaryota, Metazoa, Arthropoda, Insecta, Coleoptera, Chrysomelidae.
AUUGUUCUCUCAGUGCUUCGCUUGAAUACAAAACAUCACUAGAUUAAACCAAAGCUAAAAAUGGCAGCAAAGUUGGCCUUCUUCUUUACAUUCUUCCUCGUAGCUGUAUAUAUUACUGAAGCUGUAAAUGUUCGCAACAAAACUGAAGCUGCCGUUAAGGAAGCCACUGAAACUGUUCAUCUCCAUACAGCUGACAUUAAAAACCAAACUGAAAAUGCGGCAAAAGAAGUUCAUGUCCACGCUGUUGAGAUUAAAAAUCAAACUGAACACACAGCAAAAGAAAUUGCACAAGCUGCUGAAAUCCCUAAGAAUGAACAAACUGCAGAACAAACCAUCGAUGGUACCAUAGACAAAUUGAAAGCUGGCUUUGAAGAAUUCGUCGACAAAGUUGCGAACAACGACCUUGUUAAGAAAACUGCACAAGGAAUAAAAGAUCUUGGAGAGACCAUUCAACAAAAAGGAAAAGAAGCUAUUGACAAGCUGACAGCUGAAACGAAAACAAGAUAAACCCUUUCAUACUAAUAAGUUAUAUUUUAUAAAAUUUGUUUAAAUUAAAUGUUUAUUUAUACU